AUGUCGGCCGCCCCCGCCAAUAACAAUGCGAAUCCCAAGCCGCCGUCGAGCAGUUCGGCGUUACGCGACGAGGCUCAAGUCGUCAAGAUCCCCCACAUUCUCCCACACGAGCGCGUCUUCCCCAUCCAGAUAGGCAAUGAGCUUUUCAAGCUUUCAGGCGCCUCUAUCUCGUCCGAUGCACCGUCCUACUUCUCCCAAUACUUCUACUGCCAGGUCAAGAAGGCACACGAAACGGGCGAGGACCUCUCCAAUGCCAUACGCACCCUCUACAUCGACCGCGACCCCCAGACCUUCGCCGACAUUUCCCUCCACCUCCAAGGGUACCAUGUCAAGCCACGGGACGGCACGCACUUUGUGCGCCUCUUCGCCGAUGCCCAGUUCUACAGCUUACCCAAGUUGAUAUCCCAACUCUACGAAGAGUCCAUCUUUAUAUCCAUUGGCCACCGCGAGUUCCAAAUACCCCGCGACAUCUUCACCGACCCCGGCAACUCUCCCAACUUCUUCUCCCUCGGCUUCGCCGUCUUCUUCUCCAACCCCGAAGACCUAUUCCCCGGCCUUGACCGCGAGGGUCUCCUCCGCCCGCCGUCCAUCCUACCCCCGUCCGUCCCAAACCGCUCCGCCGAAACGUUUGCCGAAAUCCUGCACCUCCUGCGAGGAUACCCCGUCACCAUUCGUGGUGAGACGCACCGCGCCGAGCUGCUGCGGGACUGCCGGUACUUCAACUUCAAGGGCCUGGAGCAGAAGCUCAUACCACACCACAUCAGCUAUAACCAGAGCCGCCGCCGCGAGGAAAUAGUCCUCCGCUUGGAAGACAUCCUGAAGAGCGGCAUAAGCGUGGCAGCCGAUGUCUCGGCCUCCCCGGGCGACCAUCUUUCAGGCUGGGUCAACUAUGCGCGUCCCUACGUUGACGACCGCGCGGCGGAGCUCGUCCUCGAAGUUGGCGGCGAGAGCACCCGCAUCCACUUCCAGUCCGGCUCCGCUCGCGCCGAGUUCUUCAGGGACACCCGCGCUCGCAUCGCACGCCUGUUUGAAGUCGUGGCCACGAAGCUGAACCUCCCGCCCACCACCCAGCCCCUAGGCCUCCUAAUGGCCUCGGGCGGAGCCGGCAGCCAGCCCCCAACGCCUGGGCACACGCCCUUGAGCGAGGACCUCGUCCGCGUGUCCAUCGACGCCGACACGUCCGUCACGUUGGACGGCAAGCCGUAUGUCUUGGAGGCCGACGACCUUCACCCCGCAAACCAACCCAUGUCCGCAGCCUCCAGCACUGCCGGCGGGCUCGAAUCCCCCACAGCGCCAUCUUCUUUUCAGCCGAACUCACGCAAGCGGAGGCGGAUCGACUCGCUCGGGUACGUGGCCGCCGGGCAAGCAGCGCUCGCGGCCGACGAGUGGGUUGUGCGGACGGGCCAGUGGAGGCUCAAGAUCCAGGGGUCACGAGGCGGCAAAAGCUCUGUCGAGGUCGUGCUCGUAGCCGUCAAGCUCGACGCAUACAGCUCGGAAAAUGCCAGGAAUGCGGCCCGGGGUUUCCUCAAGGGAUGA
Molecule: messenger RNA, 1536 nt
Organism: Colletotrichum graminicola M1.001
Lineage: Eukaryota; Fungi; Ascomycota; Sordariomycetes; Glomerellales; Glomerellaceae
Product: BTB/POZ domain-containing protein
Exons: 3
Coding region: 1-1536 (511 amino acids)
Source: RefSeq, a predicted model, not a curated record